AGCUUUAAAAGGCUGGAUCACUCCCUCUCACUCAGAUGCGCUUCAACAGACUCACAACACACUUCCCCUCUCAGUUGUAACCAGCACAUGGAAAUGGAGGACCAGAUGGAAAGCCAGAAGAGAAGAGGAACCAGCAAAGACGAUUUAAUAUCCGAACAAACAGGGUCUUUGGGAUGCGUUGGUUGGUUCAUAGUCAUACUCUCUGGCAUGUUCACCCUUCUCCUCUUCCCCUUCACCAUCUGGUUUUGUCUGAAGAUUGUGCAAGAGUAUGAGCGCGCUGUCAUCUUUAGACUGGGACGCAUUACCGACAGGAAGGCCAAAGGACCAGGAAUUUUCUUUAUUUUGCCAUGCACCGACUCAAUUGUGAAAGUGGAUUUGCGAACAGUUUCAUUUGACAUCCCACCACAAGAGAUCCUGACCAAGGACUCGGUUACAGUUUCCGUGGACGGAGUGGUGUACUUCCGGGUCAGUGACCCCAUUGCCUCAGUGGCCAACGUGUCUAAUGCCGAUUCCUCCACCCGUCUGCUGGCUCAAACCACCCUGAGAAAUGUCCUGGGGACGAAGAACCUGGCUGAGCUCUUGUCCGACCGCGAGGGCAUCGCUCACAGCAUGCAGUUCAACCUGGAUGAAGCCACGGACAACUGGGGCAUCAAGGUCGAGCGUGUGGAGAUUAAAGAUGUGAAGCUGCCGCAACAGUUGCAGAGAGCCAUGGCCGCCGAAGCAGAAGCUACACGAGAGGCCAGAGCCAAGGUGAUUGCAGCAGAGGGUGAGAUGAAUGCAUCUCGCGCCCUGAAGGAGGCGUCCAUUGUGAUCUCAGAGUCUCCGUCGGGCUUGCAGCUGCGCUACCUGCAGACUCUCAGCACCAUCGCAGCGGAGAAGAACUCAACCAUCAUCUUCCCCUUGCCCAUGGAUAUCAUAUCUCACUUCAUGAAGAAGUGAUACCUCAGUUUGUUCGCCCGCUGAAGUCACUGUCAAAUCAAACUGGAAUCGGAUGGAGACCAGGGUAUAUUUCUGAAAUAAACUCUCAGGACGCGAGACGAUGCUAUUUCUUUAAAAGGAUCAUAGAAAUAAUUUUAUAGUUUACAUUUUAGCCUAGCCGGGGUCCAGGCCUGCUCUCAAUGUGAUGUAGAUUAGCAUACUUUCCCAUGUCACGUUUAUUAGGAAACUUGUAUCAUAUUUUGUUAGAACUAUAUAACAGUUUCUAUUUCAUAUCAUAUUAUGUAAUGCUCAGUUAUAUAUUUUCAUACUUAAUUAAAUAUAAAGUGUUUAAAAAUAUGUUAUCUCAAUAUAUGUAUGCAAAGUGAGUUUGUGUUUUCGUCACUGUUGUGGAUUGUGGUAACCAAACCACAAUCCACAACAUGUUGUUGAGACAAAAUAAACUUGAAUCCAUA
Gasterosteus aculeatus aculeatus (three-spined stickleback) is the source of this 1391-nucleotide messenger RNA. It is a transcript of the gene stoml3b, whose product is annotated as stomatin (EPB72)-like 3b. The record is from RefSeq and is a predicted model, not a curated record. Gene Ontology annotation, cellular component: plasma membrane. NCBI's taxonomy places the organism in Eukaryota, Metazoa, Chordata, Actinopteri, Perciformes, Gasterosteidae.